Gossypium arboreum is the source of this 3131-nucleotide messenger RNA. Its product is annotated as glutamate receptor 2.7-like. NCBI's taxonomy places the organism in Eukaryota, Viridiplantae, Streptophyta, Magnoliopsida, Malvales, Malvaceae. The record is from RefSeq and is a predicted model, not a curated record. The transcript has 5 exons. Gene Ontology annotation, cellular component: plasma membrane. The coding region runs from base 213 to 2909 and encodes 898 amino acids. Gene Ontology annotation, molecular function: glutamate-gated receptor activity.
UUUACAUAUGUUAAAUGGAGUUGAAAUAUGCUCGUCUUUUCUUGGCAGACUAAGUCCAAUAAAGGCUGAAUAUUAACAUUCAACUUUUACGCUUAAAGGCUUUUGAUAGUUCAGACGGCCUUACAUAUAUCAUAUUAUCAUAUAUACUUUUUAAUAAGCUUUUUCCUUCAUUAGUUAUUAUUUCGUGUAUAUUUUAUGAGUUGUUUAUCAACAUGGACGAUUCAUUUUGCUAUCAUGUCAAAGCCCAAAACUCUCGCCCUCGCUGCAUCUUUUUUGCCAGUAGAGUUUUGAAGCUUUGGCUUUUCUUUUUUGUCUUCAUAUGCCUUCUUGUUUUAUCCAACGGGGAGGAGACCACGAACGCUAACAAGCUUAUUAAGAUUGGCGCAAUCAUCGAUAUUAAUUCGCGUACUGGUAGAGAAGAGAAAACUGCAUUGGAUGUUGCUGCUCAAAGUUUCAAUAACAAUGAUUCAAACAACCACAAGCUAUCCCUCCACAUUCAAGACUCUGGAAGAAAUCCCCUCCUAGCUGCUACUGUUGCUCGGAAGUUGAUUAAAGAACAAGAAGUUGAAGUGAUCAUUGGCCUGGAGACAUGGGAAGAAGCAGUUGUGGUCGGUGAUAUUGGUAGCCGAGCUCAAGUUCCAGUUCUUUCUUUUGCAGCACCGGCCAUCACACCGCCAUUAGCAACCACUCGCUGGCCCUUCUUGGUAAGAAUGGCUAACGAAGAUUCCAAAAGGAUGAAAUGCAUUGCAGCUAUCAUUGGUCUAUUCAACUGGAAAAGGGUUAUAGUUAUUUAUGAAGACGAUGUCUUUGGUAGUGAAUCUGGGAAGUUAGCUCUUUUACCUGAGGCGCUUCAAGAUGUGGGUUCGGAGGUUGAAUUCCGAUUGGUUCUUCCUCCAUUUUCUUCUGUGACUAAUCCGAACGUUGCUGUCCAUGAGUUGUUGAAGAAGCUACAGAAGAAACAAUCUCGGGUUUUUUUUGUUCUUCACUCAUCCUUCUCAAUGACGAUACAUUUGUUUGAAGAGGCUAAAAAGAGUGGACUUGUGGGAAAAGACUCAGUUUGGAUAGUCACAGAGACCAUCUCGAGUUACCUCGACUCUUUUAACAGUUCAGUGAUUUCGUCAAUGGAAGGUACUUUAGGAAUCAAGACCUACUAUUCUGAGGAAACUAGUCUAUACAAGAAGUUUUAUACCAAUUUCCGGACAACUUUCAGAAAUAAAUAUCAUGAGGAAGAUAAUUCCCAACCAGGUAUUAACGCCUUACGUGCCUAUGAUAGCAUUGGAAUCAUCACGCAAGCUAUGGAGAAACUGAAAAGUGAUGGAAAGAGUCCAAAAAAAUUGUUGAAAAAGAUACUUUCAAGCAAUUUUACUGGUGCAAGUGGUGAAGUAUGUUUCGAAGAAGGACAACUGUCGUAUGAUCCUAUACUGAGGAUUGUAAACGUGGUUGGGAAAAGGUACAAAGAGUUGGAUUUCUGGUUGCCAGGGAUUGGGUUCUCAAGAAAUCCUGGAGUGAAGAACGAAACUGGUUAUGUUGGUGAAAUAUCUCAAGAUUUGGGUGGUCGAGUCAAUUGGCCUGGUGAUUCAAAGCUUGUUCCAAAAGGAUGGGCAAUGCCCACAGAUGAAAAGCCUUUGAUUGUUGGAGUUCCAGCAAGAACCUCAUUUGAGAAAUUUGUAAAGGUUGUCGAUGGUAAACUUCCAGGCGUAAAGAACUAUGAUGGUUUCUGCAUUAAACUUUUCUAUGAAGUUCUUAAGGUGCUAGGUUAUCAUCUACCUUACCAUUUUGAUCCCCACAAUGGCACAUAUGAUGAACUUGUUAACAAAGUCUACAACAAGACUUAUGACGCUGCUGUCGGUGACAUAACGAUACUAGCUGAUAGAGCAGAUCAUGUGGAAUUUACUCAGCCAUAUGCAGAGUCAGGGUUGUCCAUGAUAGUUCCAGCAAAGUCGGAGGACUCGGCAUGGAUUUUCGUGAAACCUUUCACCAUCGAAAUGUGGUUGGUCACUGCCGCCAUCUUAAUCUACACCAUGUUCAUAGUUUGGGUGUUGGAGCACCAGUCCAACCCUGAGUUCAGAGGUCCCUGGAACCAUCAGAUUGGAACUGCAAUUUGGUUCGCUUUCUCCUCCCUUUUCUUUGCUCACAGAGAGAAGGUUUACAGUAACCUCACUCGAAUGGUGGUCGUAGUGUGGCUCUUCGUUGUGCUGGUCUUAAACUCAAGCUACACCGCUAGCCUAACAUCAAUGCUGACGGUCAAGCGAUUGGGACCAAAUGUUACAGAUAUUGAAUUGCUAAAGAGGGCCAACUUGAAAAUUGGGUGUGAUGGAGAUUCAUUUGUAAGGACAUACUUGGAGAAGGUUCUUAAUUUUAAAAGUUAUAAUAUUGAGAACGUCAGCAGUGAAUAUAAGUAUGAAGGGGAAUUCAAAAGCCACCGCAUUGCUGCUGCCUUUCUUGAACUACCUUAUGGCAAAGUUUUCCUCAGUCAUUACUGCAAGCAAUUUACCACUUCCACACCUACCUUCCGAUUUGGCGGUUUAGGCUUUGUAUUUCAGAAAGGUUCUCCGAUAGCCAAAGAUUUUUCAAGAGCCAUUUUACAGUUCUCUGAAAAUGGAUUUCUGUUGUCACUGGAAAAGGAAUGGUUUUCUCCUUCGCUGGAGUGUUCAGCCGAUGUAACCGACAGCAGUACAACUGAUAGCUUGAGCAUCCGCAGUUUCUGGGGUCUUUACCUUAUAUCUGAAGCUACAUCCACCCUUUGUUUUCUAUUCUUCUCCAUGCGCUUGCUAAAGAAAUAUUACCGUCACCGAGUGGACAAUGUAGAUGAGAGUGUUUGGAUCAAGGCAAUUCGAGUUGCCAAAUACUUUUAUCUGGGAGAUGUGGUUUUAGUUCAACGGGAAGCUUCAGUAGCUCCUGAUCUAUAACCAGAUAUCAAUGAAUGGAGGAGCCCUUCAACCUUAGAUUCUGGUCACACUAACAUGGAUAAUCUCGAUGGCACAUCAUCACCAGCAGAAACUGAGAUUGAAAUGCCACUGCAAACUCAGAAAUGACCAAGGAUGUAAUGACCUGAAUUUACCUAUACUGAAAAAAAGUAUAAUUUCGGAUCUCUGUUUAUGAAAAGUGGAUUCGUAAAUAUUUAUUUAAAA